ACAAACAUGAGGGGCAGUGUGGAUCGGAGUAAGUAGUGUCGCACCAAGACAUUAUUUCCAUGAUGCAGCUUCCAGGUAUUACCAAAUCAGCUCAGUUCUCUUUCUGAAUUUGCUACAUUUCAUUUUCGUGCGGAUAUAGAAAGGGAUAUUAGAUUCUCCUCUCGACCAUAUGGUGAAUUGAACUUAUCGUAUUCAGACUUGACAAUAAGCUCUGAGAUAGCACAUUUCAAAGAGAACCGCAACCAUGGGUGAAGCACCUGAAGCAGGCCGCGAGAAGAUUGCGAACUUCCAUUUGAUCCAACUGGACUACAAGCAGUUCGGUGGUCAUGGAAUUCGCGCGGAUAUCUUAAUACCAAAGGCUCCCUUCCAGGGCAAGAGACCAGUUAUCGCCCGUUUCCACGGCGGUGGGUUGAUUGCUGGUGACUCUAUGUACCUCGAUUGGAUGCCCCAAUGGCUACUUCAACUUGCAGAUCGACAUUCAGCCGUCAUAGUUUCUCCAAACUACAGACUACUACCGGAGGCGACAGGGGUAGAUAUUCUUGAUGACAUCGAAGAAUUCUGGUCAUGGCUUCAUUCGCCUUCACUUGCUGAGACGCUCAAGAACCACGAAUCUAAAACAGAGCUGGCCUUAUCCAGAAUCAUAACAGCAGGCGACUCAGCCGGAGGCCUGCUCAGUAUCUAUCUCGCUUUAUCUCAUCCCGAUGAGAUCCGCGCGGCAACGGCGGCUUACCCCAUGGUGGACAUGCGUGAGCCGAGUUAUCGCACUCCCCCGAAUAGAGUGAUGUUUGGCACGCCUGUACUUCCCUCUUCGACCAUUACGGACCAUCUAGCUAAGAUGAAACCUGAGGAUGCUGCAUUGACAUAUCCCCCACCAGAGAGGUUUCCACUCUUCAUUGCAGCAAUGCAGCACGGAAGAGUUCUGGAGUUCUACGAGCGGGGAUCGGAGAACUCUCCACGGAAAGAUGAUCUGUUCCUAGUAGAAAGACUAGAGAAAGAAGGUGCGAAGCUGCCACGCGGUGGGAUUUGUAUAUUUCAUGGCACUGAGGAUUCUGUGGUUCUUGCUCGUGGCAGCGAGAGGUUCAUUGCAAAGGCCAAGGAGGUCAUGAAGGGGAAGCAGGGUGGCGAUAAACUCGUUCUGGCGCUUCGACCAGGAGAACAUGGAUUUGAUGGCGAUACUAACCUUGAUGAUCAAUGGCUAAAAGAGGCCCUUGAACCUGCUGUGGAGGCUUGGUUGGAAUAAAGGCCACCGUUACUUGUCUGGCUUUCACAACUCCUUUGAAGCGUCGCUGCUUGUACCCGAAAUAGUGUCCCCUUAAGAAACGUCGUGCGCAAAGAAAGCAAUGAAAGAAAAAGAAAGAAAGAAAAAAGAUGCUUCCCCCUUCAUUCUCUAUAUAUAUGUAUUUUCUCUUUGUUUAUGGCUAGUUGUAGCAUGACGACUGAUUUCACAUAGUUACCACCGUUAUCUGCAAGGGUGAAAUAGAUCGCUUGAGUCAGGGCACGGUUGUAUUCAAUGCUCGAGUUGCACAACGGCGAUGACUUCGAGGACUAUAUGACUCGUCAACUGAC
Molecule: messenger RNA, 1566 nt
Organism: Paecilomyces variotii
Lineage: Eukaryota; Fungi; Ascomycota; Eurotiomycetes; Eurotiales; Thermoascaceae
Product: Alpha/Beta hydrolase protein
Exons: 2
Coding region: 245-1240 (331 amino acids)
Molecular function (GO): hydrolase activity
Source: RefSeq, a predicted model, not a curated record